AUGCGUCUUGUUAACCUCGCUGCUCUUGCCUGCGCUGUGAUCAGUGCCAGCGCAUUCGACUUCCCGGAAUUUGUCCCUCUGCACCGGCGUCAGGAGGCCGGCACUCCAGCAUAUGAGUGCCACGCCAACUGCGGCGGCGUGAUUGUCGAUGGCCGUACUGACGGGUACUGUGAUACCGAUGAAUUCACGACCGAGUUGGCCGCUUGCUUGGAAUGUGCCCUUGAGUAUGACAUUUGGCAAUACUACGGAACCUCCGUGUCAAAGGCCGCUACUGCUUGUGGAUUGGACGCUACCCCGGUCGAAGCAUCUUCUACCACUACAUCGGCUAGUGCAACCACUGCAUCGGAUAGUGAGACCACUACAUCCGACAGUGCUAGCGCUACUGAGACUGCGGAGAGUGUCACUUCCGCUGAGAGCACUGCUGCGGCGACCACCUCUGCUAGUACUUCGAUCGCGACAACUUCCGUGAGCCCCCCGCGUGUUUCUGGUUCUCCUCGCCCGUCGUCAUUGAUUCCUUCGGCCACACCCACUGGAAGCUCGACUGCUUCUAGCACUCCUUCCUCGACCCCCGUCUACACUGGUGGUGCUACGAUUAAUAUGGGCAGCGGACUGGUGUCUGGUGCUGUUGUCGGUUGUCUCCUUGCAGCUUUCCUGUAA
Messenger RNA from Penicillium roqueforti, 657 nucleotides. RefSeq lists its product as uncharacterized. The coding region runs from base 1 to 657 and encodes 218 amino acids. Lineage: Eukaryota; Fungi; Ascomycota; Eurotiomycetes; Eurotiales; Aspergillaceae. The transcript is spliced from 3 exons. The record is from RefSeq and is a predicted model, not a curated record.